Molecule: messenger RNA, 1827 nt
Organism: Hyphopichia burtonii NRRL Y-1933
Lineage: Eukaryota; Fungi; Ascomycota; Pichiomycetes; Serinales; Debaryomycetaceae
Exons: 2
Coding region: 109-1827 (572 amino acids)
Biological process (GO): regulation of glycogen biosynthetic process
Cellular component (GO): protein phosphatase type 1 complex
Molecular function (GO): glycogen binding; protein phosphatase 1 binding
Source: RefSeq, a predicted model, not a curated record
AUAAAGCAAUAACCACCACCACCCUUUAGUGGGAUCUAAUUGUUUUCUUGAGUGAUAGUCUGGAUAUAGUUGGUUGUUAAAAUCAAAAGUGCAAUUCCACGGUUGACUAUGGUGGGUAAUGAAGAUAUGAACCUUAUCAGAAGACACAAUAACAAGAUCCACAAUCCUAAUUCGCAUCAACAAAUUAGCCCAAGUACUUCAAGUAUUGACGGUAAACCAAGUAAGUCGCUUUUCCAGUCGAUUGACCUUAACCGUGCAUUCAGUGAUAGCUCUUAUGAUAACCCCAAAACUGGUGGGAGACGAAACUCAUACACUUAUCAAUCCCCGGGUACAAAUGAAAACGAAGACGGUAAUGGAGAAGUUCCAUUAUCGAUGAGGUUUAUUCAUAAACCUUCUAGGUCUCAGGAAACGUUUGAAAGGGCCAACGACCCGACUAAACAGAAUAGUUUAUUGAACUCGCAGCUUUCCACUUCCACCACUGAAACCGAAACCUCUGCUUCCAGGGAGACUUCACCCCGGUCGUCGCAAUCUCCAUUUGAAAGUCCUACUCCGGAUCAUUGCAAAUUGGUUCGUAAGAAAAGUGGAGAGAUCUUGAAGUCUUCUUUGAGAGAACGAAGCUAUUUUGAUAAGAAAAGAGCCCAGUCGGAGCCUUCCACUCCUUCUUUUAAAACGGUUCAUUUUGGUGGUGAUACCGAUGUGAAGUACUUCAAAAAAAAGGACCGUCCAAAUGCUAUAAGUGCCACCAACUCUCCUAAUUUGGACGAUAGUGAUCAUUUAAUGAGCCAUAUGAAUAUCGACGACUGGUCCGAUUCCGAUUCCGAUGAGGGAAGUGCGGUUACGGAUGAAAAUUAUGAUUACCUUGAUGACGAAUUAAAUACUCGAAGUGAUGAGAGUAUUGAUGAGCCAAGUACUACCAAAUAUCCAAACCCAAAACAUGGUAAAUUAAUCAAUUGGGAUUUGGUUUUACCAAAUUUCCCAAACACUAAUUAUAUAUCUAAAAUACAAUCAUUACAAUUACCAGUUUUUUUAGAACGAGUAUUUAUAACUGUUGAUAAAAAAUAUUUAUUGGGCCAAAUUGCAGUUAAGAAUCUUUCGUUUGAAAAAAAUGUGGUGGUUCGGUAUACGGCCGACGGUUGGAAUUCAAUUAUUGAGAUUCCGACCAUAUACGUUCCUGAUAUCCCAUCGAUAUUAAAAUUGAAUAACUAUGAUCGUUUUGUUUUUAAAAUCCCCUUGGAUAACAUUUUCAAUACUUAUAAAUUGAAUAAUAAUACCAAAAAACAAAAUGAAAAAUAUCAAGAAAACUCCUAUGAUUUAUGCAUUCGUUAUUCUUCUAAUAAUCAAGAUUUCUGGGAUAAUAAUAAUGGCUCAAACUAUAAUAUCAGACUAACCAAGAAAAUUGUCAUCAAAAAGGAUGAUUUCAAACCUCCUUUCAAUCUAUCAACUCCCAACCAGAUACAAGAUCAUAAUAGAAAACCAAAGUACUCUAGCUCUUAUUUGAAAAAGAGAAACUCCGACUCCAGCAUUCCCGAUGAGCACAUGUUCCAUAACGAUAAUGGGUCUUCUGAUUUUAUUCGAAAUAAUUUCUAUCUAUCUUCGCCUUUAUUGUCUAGUCUCGAUACUAAAGAUGUCGAUCAUGAUUUAGGUCUCGACCACCCAAAGAGACCUCCUUUGAAAUCAAAUCUGUCUCAACAAUUCCAGCAGACUCCUUCAAAACCUCAACCUCCCCAAAACCAAGAUACUCAAUCUCAUUUCAAAAGAAACUUUUUGGAUACAAAAUCUUAUAAAGAGCUUUUGGAUUCCUACUGUUUUUUCUCAACCCCCCAUUAG